Molecule: messenger RNA, 1472 nt
Organism: Schizosaccharomyces japonicus yFS275
Lineage: Eukaryota; Fungi; Ascomycota; Schizosaccharomycetes; Schizosaccharomycetales; Schizosaccharomycetaceae
Product: RNA-binding protein Nop12
Exons: 3
Coding region: 159-1472 (437 amino acids)
Cellular component (GO): nucleolus
Molecular function (GO): nucleic acid binding; RNA binding
Source: RefSeq, a predicted model, not a curated record
GUUCGUUUCUGUCUCGUCUGUGUCUUCGUUAGCAGUAGUAGCAGUUUCCUACCCAAUUCUACCACUUUACUGGUAGCGGCACUACAACGAUUUCUAGUCAGAGCAAAACACCUCUGGCAAUCGAAAACCAAGCCAGCAGUAGCUUUCGAACUCUGAAAAUGGACAAAAAGACGUCUGCUGAAUCGCCUGCCAACCAGGCUUCAGAAAUCCCGGCUGCAUUGCCGUUUUUGGCUGUUGAACCCCAAAAAGUCGAUUCGUCUCUGGACGACUUGUUUAAGAACGCUGCUCCUGUUCAAAGACCUCCUAAGCGAGAUAUUACCGUGCUCGAGCAGCCCGAACCAAAAAACAACGAUGAAGAGACAGCAGCUUCUGCUGUCGACGAGGACGUUGCCAUGGAUGGAGAACAAAAUGGUGAAAACGAUGAAAAAGAAUCGAAGGCUUCGGUCGAGUUGAGCCAGAAUCAGCAAAGAAAAAAGGCUAAGAAGCAGAAGAAGCAAAAAGACGAAUCGUUAGAGGCAAACUACUUGGAAAAACUUGCUGAAGAAGAGGAGGAGGAACAGAAGACGCAAGAGAAGAAGGACGAAAAAGAGGACAAGAAGGAGGCGGAAAAGGAGGAGGAAAUUCCUGAAGAAGAGAAGCCCCUUGUUGAAAUCGAGAAUCGUGUGAAUAAAGAGCUCGAAAAGUCUGAGCGUACCGUUUUUGUAAACAACCUUCCUGCAAAAAUUGUAACUGACAAGAAAUUAACAAAGUCUUUGAAAAAACACUUCUCUCAGUACGGUAAGGUCCAAUCCGUACGCUUCCGCUCCAUUGCCUUUUCUGAAGUUAUUCCUAGAAAGGCAGCUUUCAUCGAGAAGAAGUUUCACGAUGAGCGCGACAGUGUAAAUGCUUACGUUGUCUUUGAAACUUCAAAAGCAGCUCGUGAAGCUGUGAAACUUAAUGGAACAAUGUUCCUUAACCGACACCUUCGUGUCGAUCACAUUAGCCAUCCCGCUCCUCAGGUGAACAAACGCUGUGUGUUUGUUGGAAAUUUGGCUUUUGAAGCCGAGGAGGAGCCUCUUUGGUGCUAUUUUGAACCUUGUGGUCCUGUGGAAUAUGUACGUAUUAUCCGUGAUCCGAAGACCAAUCUUGGUAAGGGAUUCGCAUACGUUCAAUUCCAGUCAGCCGAGUCUGUCGACAAGGCUCUUCUCUUGAAUGGCAAAAAAAUGCCUGAAGGUAGAACUCUUCGUGUCAGCCGCUGUAAGGUUGCCAAGCAAAACAAGUUUAAGGGUAAGGGCAAGCGUAAGGGCGAUCAACACGAUCGUACAUUGGAAGGUCGUUCCCGUAAUCUUAUUGGCAAAUCUGGUCAAGCUAUUAUCAAGCAAGGUAUUGCCAUGGCUUUGGAAGGAUACCGCGCCAAGGCCGGUGACAACCCUAUCAUGAAGAAGCAUCGUAAGAAGAAGCCCGUCUCAAAAACGAAAAAGGGAAAGCAUUAG